Messenger RNA from Quercus robur (English oak), 708 nucleotides. RefSeq lists its product as uncharacterized. The record is from RefSeq and is a predicted model, not a curated record. The transcript has a single exon. Lineage: Eukaryota; Viridiplantae; Streptophyta; Magnoliopsida; Fagales; Fagaceae. Gene Ontology annotation, molecular function: nucleic acid binding; RNA-DNA hybrid ribonuclease activity. The coding region runs from base 1 to 708 and encodes 235 amino acids.
AUGCAAGACUUGAUUAAUAUGCUUGGACAGCAGGUUCAGAGGUUGGAGUUGUUCGAAGUGGUGGCAUGGUUCAUAUGGAGUCACAAGAAUAGAUUGAGAUUAAACAAGAAGGGUUUGCCAAGUGAAAAUUUUUUCGAAGCUGCAAAAACUUACCUCUCGAACUAUCAAGCUAAACGUUCGAUGUCCAGAAUGAAGCAACCUAAGGAAAACACAAAAUGGCAACCCCCAAUGGAAGGAAUUUAUAAGACGAACUAUGAUGGGGCUGUUUUUAUCGAGUCAGGGGAAGCGGGGAUUGGAGUUAUUGUAAGAGAUGCAAGGGGGGAGGUGAUCACUACCUUAGCUGAAAAAAUAUUAUACCCGGGUUCAGUGGAAGUGUUGGAGGCUUUAGCUGCACGAAGAGCAACAAAAUUUGCUGUGGAGUUGGGAUUAUCUUCCUCAAUACUAGAAGGCGACUCUGAGGUGGUUUACAGGGCGUUGCAAGCUUCAAAUUGGCGUCACUCAUCCAUUGGUGAAAUUCUAAAAGACACAGUGUCUAUGGUAGGUUCACUUAGAACCUUUUCUUUUUCUCACACUAGGCGGCAGGGCAAUAACGCAGCUCAUGCUUUGGCCAAGAGAGCAAUUGUUUCUUUUCCUUUAUUAGUCUGGAUGGAGCAUGUUUCACCAAACGUUAGUCCAUUUGUAAUUUCUAAUUUGUCAUUUGAUGAAUAA